Molecule: messenger RNA, 2287 nt
Organism: Helianthus annuus (common sunflower)
Lineage: Eukaryota; Viridiplantae; Streptophyta; Magnoliopsida; Asterales; Asteraceae
Product: acetolactate synthase 2, chloroplastic
Exons: 1
Coding region: 165-2132 (655 amino acids)
Biological process (GO): L-valine biosynthetic process
Cellular component (GO): acetolactate synthase complex
Molecular function (GO): flavin adenine dinucleotide binding; acetolactate synthase activity; thiamine pyrophosphate binding
Source: RefSeq, a predicted model, not a curated record
UAAACCUGUAACUUCUUCCCCUUUUUAAAACUGUACAGGCAACAUAGCUAAACACUGGGUUUCAAAACAAAAACACAACCACAUGUUUCAAUUCCAUCAUCAUUAAAUAACCAGACAGAUUUACAAACAUACGAACAGUAACCCUAGAACACACACCUUCAACAAUGGCGGCUCCUCCCAACCCUUCCAUCUCCUUCAAACCACCGUCACCCGCCGCCGCACUGCCACCACGCUCCGCCUUCCUCCCCCGUUUCGCAUUACCCAUCACUUCCACUACCCAAAAACGACACCGUCUUCACAUCUCCAAUGUUCUCUCCGACUCCAAAUCCACCACCACCACCACCACCACCACUCAACGACCGUUACCGGUGCAGCCUUUUGUCUCCCGUUACGCGCCAGAUCAACCGAGAAAAGGCGCAGACGUGUUGGUGGAAGCUCUGGAACGGGAAGGUGUCACCGACGUCUUCGCCUACCCCGGCGGCGCGUCAAUGGAGAUCCACCAAGCUCUCACGCGCUCAAGCACUAUCCGCAAUGUGCUCCCCCGUCACGAACAGGGCGGCGUGUUCGCCGCCGAAGGCUACGCGCGCGCCUCCGGUCUUCCCGGCGUGUGUAUCGCCACUUCCGGUCCCGGAGCUACGAACCUAGUUAGUGGUCUUGCUGACGCGCUGUUAGACAGUGUCCCCAUGGUGGCAAUCACCGGUCAAGUUCCCCGGAGAAUGAUCGGAACCGAUGCGUUUCAAGAAACCCCAAUUGUUGAGGUAACACGUUCGAUCACUAAACAUAAUUAUCUUGUGUUGGAUGUUGAGGAUAUUCCCAGAAUUGUUCGUGAGGCUUUUUAUCUUGCGAGUUCGGGUCGACCCGGCCCGGUUUUGAUAGAUGUACCGAAAGAUAUACAGCAACAGUUAGUGGUGCCGAAAUGGGAUGAACCGAUGAGGUUACCGGGUUAUUUGUCUAGAAUGCCGAAGCCUCAAUAUGAUGGGCAUUUGGAACAGAUUGUUAGGUUGGUGGGGGAAGCGAAGAGGCCGGUUUUGUAUGUGGGUGGUGGGUGUUUGAAUUCGGAUGAUGAGUUGAGGCGGUUUGUGGAGCUUACGGGGAUUCCGGUUGCGAGUACUUUGAUGGGGCUCGGAGCGUACCCUGCUUCGAGUGAUUUGUCGCUUCAUAUGCUUGGGAUGCAUGGUACGGUUUAUGCGAAUUAUGCGGUUGAUAAGAGUGAUUUGUUGCUUGCGUUUGGGGUGCGGUUUGAUGAUCGUGUGACGGGGAAGCUUGAGGCGUUUGCUAGUAGGGCGAAGAUUGUUCAUAUUGAUAUUGAUCCUGCUGAAAUUGGGAAGAAUAAGCAGCCUCAUGUGUCGAUUUGUGGUGAUAUUAAGGUCGCGUUACAGGGUUUGAACAAGAUUUUGGAGGAAAAGAAUUCGGUGACUAAUCUUGAUUUUUCGACCUGGAGAAAGGAAUUGGAUGAACAAAAAAUGAAGUUCCCGUUGAGCUUUAAAACGUUUGGCGAAGCGAUUCCUCCACAGUAUGCUAUUCAAGUUCUUGAUGAGUUAACGGGCGGGAAUGCAAUUAUUAGCACCGGUGUCGGGCAACAUCAGAUGUGGGCUGCUCAGUUUUACAAAUACAACAAACCUAGACAAUGGCUGACGUCGGGCGGGCUAGGGGCAAUGGGUUUCGGCCUGCCCGCUGCUAUCGGGGCGGCCGUUGCAAGACCUGAUGCGGUAGUAGUUGACAUCGACGGUGACGGAAGCUUUAUGAUGAAUGUUCAAGAGUUAGCCACAAUCCGUGUUGAAAAUCUGCCGGUUAAGAUUUUAUUACUUAACAACCAGCAUUUGGGUAUGGUGGUUCAGUGGGAGGAUCGGUUUUACAAGGCGAAUCGGGCUCAUACCUACUUAGGAAACCCGUCAAAAGAGUCGGAAAUAUUCCCUAACAUGGUGAAGUUUGCUGAAGCCUGUGAUAUCCCGGCUGCUCGAGUGACCCAAAAGGCGGAUCUACGAGCAGCUAUUCAGAAGAUGUUGGAUACACCCGGGCCUUACUUGUUGGAUGUGAUUGUGCCGCAUCAAGAACACGUGUUGCCCAUGAUCCCGGCUGGCGGAGGUUUCUCGGAUGUGAUCACCGAGGGUGAUGGCAGAACGAAAUAUUGAGGUGUCCAAAGUCGCGGGUUGUGUAAGCAGUUUGUCGGUUUUGAAGUUAAUGUUUUGUUGUGUAAUUUAGUUUGAAUGUUCUGGAUCAGUUUAUCAAUGUUUCUUUUAAUUAAUAGCUCUCGCGAAUAAAUUUCCAAGUUUUAUCUUUUGCUUUA